This is a messenger RNA of Haemonchus placei, 1341 nucleotides long. Lineage: Eukaryota; Metazoa; Nematoda; Chromadorea; Rhabditida; Trichostrongylidae. The record is from the annotation of a GenBank genome assembly.
AUGGAACGCGAUAUAAGUGAAGCUCUCAGCCAAGUUCUGCACGAUAGCGGCUAUGACUUUGGAGGGGAUAGGAUUGUCGACGACAGCACGACUGUGCAGGUCAAAAAUCCAGGAGCUAGGCGUACUGGUGAACAAAUGGAGGUGUUCUACAGUCGAACCACUCAUCUCCUUUCACAACCCAAUUCUGACGAUGAAGAUUUUGCACAUUUUCCUUCAAUUUCAGCAACCCUAUCCGAUUCGGAAGCGCUAACGGAGCGCUGUAGAGUUGAUUCAAUUCGUGGUGCAUCUGGUGCCAGUGAUGAUGAAGGACGUAAGCAUAUGGUACUGAAAUACAGAAGAAGACGAGGAGGACAAUGGAGACAAGUUCAGCGGAGUGACAGCCCUGUACGUAAAGGAGACGAGGACGAACUCGAAGUUGACGUCACCGAGGAAUGUUCAGAGACGACUGGUAUUGUUACAAAGACAUACGAAGCACGUUGGAAAGUUUUGAAAUAUGAACAUCUACCGGAAUGGCUACAGGAUAACGAGUUUUUACGACAUGGCCACCGCCCUCCACUCCCUUCAGUUGCUGAGUGCUUUAAAAGUAUUUGGUCGCUCCAUACUGAAACUGGGAACAUUUGGACCCAUCUUAUUGGCUGUUUGGCUUUUUUCUUUUUGGGGAUAUGGUUCCUUACCCGUCCUGAUAACCAUAUUCAAUGGCAAGAAAAGAUUGUAUUCUCCUUCUUCUUCGGCGGUGCCGUUCUCUGCUUAGGUCUUUCUUUCGCUUUUCAUACUUUAUGCUGUCAUUCGAUAAAUGUCGGCCGCAUCUUUUGCAAACUAGAUUAUAUGGGCAUAUCCCUUUUAAUAGUUGGAUCGUUUAUCCCUUGGAUUUAUUAUGGCUUCUAUUGCCGCAUGGAGCCAAAGAUCACGUAUAUUGGAAUGGUAUCUGUGUUAGGCGUUGCCGCUAUAAUUGUUUCGCUUUGGGACAAAUUCAGUGAAUCUCGUUUUCGGCCUUUGCGAGCUGGUGUAUUUGUAGGGAUGGGGUGCAGUGGAAUUCUUCCAACUGUUCACUAUAUAAUAACUGAUGGUGUCCGUUCUUUAUUCGAAGACAAUGCCUUCCAUUGGCUUCUUCUCAUGGCUUUCCUCUACCUUCUUGGAGCUCUACUUUACGCUACUCGUACUCCUGAGCGCUUCUUCCCGGGUAAAUGUGAUAUUUGGUUUCAAUCUCAUCAGCUAUUCCACACUUGUGUUGUGAUCGCUGCAUUCGUUCAUUAUUACGGCAUAUCGGAAAUGGCAUGGAUGAGGCUGAAUGGCCAAUGUCCAGCCGAUGCCCUUUCAUUUAUAUCUCGAACAGAUUUGUAA